UUUAGCAUCGCCGCACUUUUUCAAUUUAUCUUAUCUCUUUCUUUUUUUAUUUUAGAUUUAGCAAGGAAGGUUUCUAUUCUAUCAUUCCAUUACAAGCUCGACGAAGGACGUAAGGGAGGGGACUCGGCCGAGUCGCAUAACAUUUGCUUUUCCCGCAAUGGAAACGCGACCUACGAAAUUACGUCAGCGUCAUUAGUGAGAGCUUUUCUACAGAGGCGGACAAUCCGUUUGUUUUGCAAAACGUCAGAGACGUCAUUUCGGGAGACGAUGGGACAGAUGCAUGCAUGCAUGCGCGCGCGCAAUGCGCGUGCGACGCACCAGGUGGUCGUCGGCGAUGACGAUACUUUUAGCACAGCCCUGGUGGGCGGCCGUGGGGUAGUUUAUCGACCAGGAUACGCGAAUCUCAAAAGGUUCAGUAGUCGCGGGACCACCACACCGUCGAAACGACAGUGACGCUAAGCGCGAGCUUUACCAACGCUUCACGGUUCUCCCAUUUUUCCCUCCCUCGUCUCCCUUUUCUCUCUCUUUCUCUCUCUGUCUCUGUCUCUGUCUCUCUUUCUCUUCUUUUCGUUCCUUCGACUCCGAAUCGGUUCAUCCGAUCAUUCUUUACCGCCUGCUCUCUCGAUUAUUAUUGCGCACGAUCGGGGUGAAGCACGGACAGCCGAGCAAGGCCAGGAGGCUCCAUAUUCUCACGCGUUUCGGUGCAGGACUCGGCUAACCAGGAUGAUCACGGCGUUGCCUGUACCUUCGGUGAAGGUCUUCCACAAGACCUACUACCAAGAGAAGAGCUCGAGAAUGGGCAACAGUCAACCGGGGAGCCCACUGGCGGAGAGCGAGGCGGUCCUGGCCAUGAUCGACAAGGAACCACCAGAGUACUACUUCUGCGGCAAGGUCAACUCGUUGUACGUCGUUGUCGGCUCGCUGUUGCUGGGAGCGGUGGUGCUGGUUGUCGGUCUGGUGCAGCUCGCGCCGGGGGCAGAAGCCGCUCAGAACUCGGCGGCCCUGAUCGCCGCCGGUAGCGGCUUGCUUGCGAUGGGGAUGUUCCUCGCGCCCUUACGAGCCGUGUGCAUCAGAAGACAGAGCGCGGCCCAGAAGGACGGCACGCAUCAGCGGAGCGUCACCAGCAUAGACAUGCUGCUGGCUCAGCACAGGCAGGGAUUUCACGGUCCUAACACCUGACGAGCUCGAGGAUCUUGUGGGUCGGUCAACGUCGAAUAACUUAGAGAACAAGCCCCACAAGCAGGGUCACAAUACCUAGGUGUCAUCCGCCUCGAGGAAGCUAUUGCCUUCCGCGUCGUCAUCAUCGUCGCCGCCGCCGUGCUCGAGCACCACUCCACCGUCGUCCGUCACAUCGCCAGGACCAAGUUCUUCCAUUCUUUACACGCAUCGCUACGAUUCGCGCGAGCAUAGUUUGGUUUAAAAGCCGAUGUGCACCGCGUCUCACUUUCGUAAAGCCAGAUUGAUCAUCGCGUGCAUUUUAUAAGCAGCUGCAGCUAAGAGAUGCAAGCGGAAUGGAUCUCGUCGAGUUUGAUCCAGCUCGAAAGCAAGCACGACGCCCCGGUGAUAAAAACAAUAACCGAAACAGCUAGGCUUCGUGAAAUAUGAUAAAAUCGUUGCUUUUCUUUUUUUUAAUUGUUUUUCUUCGUCGUAUUAAGAAAUUACCAAGUCUUUCGAGUCGAACGUUGGCAAAUUUGAAACGCGUUUGCGUGUCGUCUUUCUUGCUUAUUGGUCUUGUACGCGGUCGCGGUUUUGAAGAUGACAAUUGCAGUGCGUGACAGCGGAAUGCGCAUUUAAUCGCGUUAGGCUACUUGAUAGACGCCAGCGGCAUUCACACGAUACGAAUAUGAAAUAGUUUGCCACGGUAAUCGUUCGCAUGCUUGUUGUAUGCAGCAAAGUACGCUGUGUGGAAACAUUACUACGAUAUGAAAGACACGAGAAAAAACUUAGCAAGGCAAUCGUCGUAAGUGAAUCUCACGGUACGAGACAAGAAACAUAAUACAGUACAUGCGAGUAUAAUCUAUUUGUGUUCCAAAGAGGAGCCACGAUAUAAAGCUUGCAAAGACUACCCCACGAGCAACGGAAGAAAGGGGUAUAAAUGUAUGCGUAGACUAAACUUGGAAUGCUUCGCGUCUCGGAAUGACCGAAUUUAAGUUGCAAGGAAACCCGAGGACGAUCGCGCGAUGCAAAGACCUCCAAAUUAAUAGAGAAAAGUGAUUCCUUAAUGUAUGCGAGAUUGCUUCAUUCAUCCACUUUACAUAAUUAGAAAAAGGAAGUUUUGCAAUUUCGGUUUCCCGGAAAUCCAUAUUUCAAACAAUCAUCGUAUAACGGCGACUGUUUCUUGGCAUUCUUGCACCCUUAAAUUUUGAAAUUCUAGACGUCUAGAUUUUUUCUAAAAUGUUUAUGUAGACAGAAACGUUUCAUGCGAUCAUAGUCCUUUUGCUACACCAAUUAGAUUCUCUCGUUUAAGUGAUCCAUUAUUUUUCAUUGAGCUAAAUUAUGUAUUUAAGAUAGUUUUUAUAAAUAAGUAUGUAUAAAUCAGAGAGAGUAACUAAAACUGUCUUUGAGAGAUAUUUAUCCAUAUUUAUCCAUAUUUAGAUAUGUUCGCGUACGCGUUGUAUUUCACUUUGAGUAUGUUCAAGCUCUUCUCUUCUAAACUUGUAUUAAUUAUGCGUGUUUGAUUCUUAGAUUCAAAAUUAUUGUAAAUGUUUACGUGAUGUUACACUCUGUUCGCGUUUCGAUAUCGUUAAAAUUUUAUUAACGACGCAAUCGCAGAUUUCUAAGAGAUAUUUGAAUAAUUAAAGUAAUAAUUAAUAACGCGUUUUUACUAUAAAAAAUUUAAUAAAUGUUACUUUCUCUCAAAGACUAAAUUGUGUUCAACUCAUGAGUGAGUGAGCCUGAUAUCAAGUCACUUCGUCGUAAAUCUCUAUUUCAAGUUACGUAGACAAGGAAUGUGUAAUUCGCGCGUUAACGCAUCUACAUGUACAAUAAGAUUCGAAACCUUUUCCCGAGAUUCGUUCGGGAUUUGUUCCCUGUUGUGGGCGAUAAGGAGAAUUUGAAAGGUUUACGCGUAGAAAGGACCUCGUUAUCAAUUUUGCAAAUGUCUCUUCAUUAAAUUUUCAGACACGCCCUCAUCGUAUAAUAGCGAGAUACGUUUUAGCAGCGAGACAUUUCACGGAGGUAUGCGGAGUGUAUAGCCCUAGUAUAUAGGCUGUACAUACUGUCGGAGAUUGUUGGAAGGAGAGUUAAGACACGGAAUACACUAGGUCGAACGAGUGAACGACGAACCUCACGCGCAAAACAUACCGAGAUCAAUACAAUAUGCUUAUAUAGAUUGUGGCGUGCAAAAAGCGGGAAUCAGCGAAAAGCGAAGGUGUCUACCUGACCUGAGCCUAAAAAUUCUUAAGAGGAAUUUAAGUGCCAGGCACAAUUAGCUCUCACCUUCGAAACUUGUAUCGCGCUCGUCCGUUUGAGCAAGGCCUCGAUUUAUAUCCGUGUUGAAACAAGGGUGAGAGACUGGGAACGACUGAAAACAGUUUGUUGAUUUCCGCCUUUUCAGGACCAGAGUUUGUAUACAAAAUCAUAAAUAAGUGCUUAGAAUAGAUGAUAUAUCAGAUGUCGAAUCGACAUUCUCGUUUCUAAAAUAAGAAAUUGAAAUUUUAUAUUUAUUCGCCGCGAGGUAUCGACCUUUCUCUUUACGAUCCAUUGUCUAGUUUAAGGAUUUAGUUCUCUAAGGACGAGAAUUAUCUUAUUUCGCAGUUGGGAGAAACGCGAUCUAAGCAAAGCAGAACGUGGAAUCGCGAUUAGAUUCACGUGAAAAAUAACCGUCUAACAUAAAAACGUAAAUCAAAAUAUUGAGACGCUAAUAAUGAGUAAUUUAGAUCAGUUGGUUUGUCCAUCACGUACGCUAAGAAGAGCAAUCCAACAGGUUUAUUUUUUAUCGCUAAAUUAUCUGCGACAUAUCAUCUAACGCUGUUACACACAAUAUGCAGACUUUUGGCAUUUGUAUUUGUUGCUUCAUCUAAUGUAAUCUCGGAUUCGUUAUCUAAUAGAAAAUCGGCAAAUUGCACUCAAAACGUCACAUCGAUACAUUUUUUAAAAUUGACUAUUGACGAAAUUACUGCAACUCUUUAAGUUAAGCUAGAGCUUCUCACAUAAUAGAUCGCGUAAAGACGCUUAUUUCUAGUGAACAAGCUUCGAAGGAGAAACAUAUCUAUCGAGUUGGCUACGAGUAGAGAUAUAUUUUUAUCGUCGUUAGCGAGUACGGAAUGAGGAUGAGAAUGAGAAGUAGCAAUUAAGGAAGACAAGAACUGUCCACAUUUUCCAUAUUGAUAGGCUUGCAUUUGUUAUAAGAUUCCUAUUGAACGUUUGCCUUUCAAUUUCAAAGGAAUAGUCCUUGAGCGAAUGAUAAACUUUAUUUAUAAAGACGGAAGAUUAUGAGGAGGAUGAGGAGAAUGAAAGCGUGACUAAUAUUUUAAAAGUAUUCUUAAAUUCGCUACAUAUAUAUAUAUAUAUAUUUCAAUUACGCGUGUAAGAGAAGAUCGCGCGGUCCUUAAACACGGUAAACGGGUAACGAAAGGGUGAUCGGCACAUUUUCGCCAGGGUAUCAUUUGUUGCGGUAGGAUUUAACGCGACUUUAAGGCGAGCGCAACAAGGAAAUGAUUACAGACAGUAAUGUUGCACAAUAAUCGUACCAUCAUUUAUCAACAUAUUAAAUACUAUUGGCAUAAUAAACCAUGAUAUAAUAUAUUAAAAUUAAAAUAAAUAAUAUUAAAAAAUGCGUUUUUAUCAGAGAAGGAAUUGAGAAUUAUUUUAUAGAGCAUUGCACGACAAUUCCUCGUUGCGCGAGAAAAUCGAUCGUAAUUUUAAGAGAUUCAACGCACAGAAUUAGUUGUAAGCAUUUUUAUAAUGGUGUUCUAUGUAUAUUAUUAGUACUACUACUACUACUACUACUACUACUACUAUUAUUACUAAUUAUUACUAACAUUACUAUUACUACUAUUAUUACUAUCCAUCAGAGAUAGUCUGAUUUAUUUGUGAUCCGACCGGCGUGAAUCAGUCGGCAAAAGUGUUCUUCGUAUCAUGUUGGAAUCAUCAUCGUAGGACUGGAUAGUAAUAUAUGCCUAGCCUUGUACAUACGAAAAUUUGUAAUGUGAAAAAUGGGAAAAACGAUGAUCGAUGAUAAAACCGAUGUCGCGACGAGACUUGGCGAUUUGCGAUUUUUAAUUAUCAUAAAACAGAUUGUAUCCCGACGUAAUUGUAAGAUGCAUAUCGAUAUAAGACUCUCCGCACGGAAAUAUACGUCAGCUGUGAUUGCAGCAUUUUUGUAGAUUUAUAACAUUUUAUAAAUAUAUCAUCGCGUUACAUUAUUCAUUCUAAUAUAUUAAGUUUUGAUAUAAAUGUAACUAAAAAUUUUUUAGGAUUUGUGUAAAAUCGUUUUUUUUUUAAUUUAAUUAAGCAAACUCUUAAUAAGCCCUUAGCUUACAAUGAUAUUCACAAGAUUGUUUGUGCAUACAUAUAUGAUACAUCUAAAAUGCUGCAAUUGCAACACUACUUUACGUCUGCACGGAAGGAGAGCCCUUAUAGCCGCGAUGCGUAUAUGAACUACGUUACUUAAUAUCGCGUCGUAAUAAUACACGUAAUAUCGAGAAAGUUUUACCAAUAAGCUUAAAAAGAUCAUAUAUAGCGUAAAACAAGAAAAGGGAAUGCAGAGCGUUCGCGAUGACGCGGCCAUCAUUGUUGAGGCUGAUCAUCCUGGCAAAGAAAAAAUUAUGGCACAUGCACAUUAUAACAUUUUUAUCCCAUAUUAAUUACUGCGUACCGCACAGUUUCAUCACGCGAAAUUUUCCAUUCGAAUAAUAAUAUACUGUAUAUGCAGUGUAUAUACGUCGUGCUCACAAUGACGGGGAUUUCGAGGGGAUUGGAUAGAAGAAACGCUCGCGCCAGGUCCCUUCUCUAUCACUGCCAAAGAAUAAUCAUUAAUGCGGGGCAUGUAAAGAAAAAAAAGGCAGCUUUUCGGACACGGCUGGAUAAUUGCGAACCUCAACAAUAUGUUCCGCCAUUGUGAACAUAUCAGAGACAUUCCGCAUAACGCAGCGCUAUUACAUACUUACAUAAAUAUAUAAAAUAUAUUACAGAUAUUUUAUCGGGAACAUUCUGACUUGUGCUUAAAAGUUGUGUUAAUCCAUAUAUUUUGUAAGCAAAGAUUAUGAAAUAGUAAUUAAUAAUAAAUAUUACUACACUAC
This is a messenger RNA of Ooceraea biroi (clonal raider ant), 6242 nucleotides long. RefSeq lists its product as uncharacterized. NCBI's taxonomy places the organism in Eukaryota, Metazoa, Arthropoda, Insecta, Hymenoptera, Formicidae. The record is from RefSeq and is a predicted model, not a curated record.